This is a messenger RNA of Eutrema salsugineum, 2522 nucleotides long. Its product is annotated as protein LYK5. The transcript has 4 exons. Gene Ontology annotation, biological process: protein phosphorylation. The coding region runs from base 403 to 2358 and encodes 651 amino acids. Gene Ontology annotation, molecular function: ATP binding; protein kinase activity. The record is from RefSeq and is a predicted model, not a curated record. Lineage: Eukaryota; Viridiplantae; Streptophyta; Magnoliopsida; Brassicales; Brassicaceae.
AUGGGAGGUCUUAGGGGAAGUCAGAGUCUCGCUUCUUGGGUCGUCGCCGGAACAAUUGCCUACUUUCUAUGGGUUAAACCAGCUCAAGAUCUCAAAAAGGAACAACAGGCUAGGGCAGCUCUCGCAGUAGCCGAUCCAAAUCAAUACGUGGAGAAGAGGAGACCAAUCGCUGAUCCUCAGGUUACUGGUCUGAUUUAUGGAAACAAGAAGAAAACCGAUAAACCACAGGAUUAAAAUUUCUGUAGGAGAAGCACCAAUAAGAAAUGUCACGGAAAGUCAACACCAACGACCGCGUCCGUUGACUAAGAAAGUCCUUCGCCGUCUCCUUUGGUUCAUCAUCAUCUUCUUCCUCUCUGUUAAAAUCAGGAGAGAACUCUUCCAAUCAAAACAAACACCACAACCAUGGCUUCACUCUCCAUCUCCACCUUAUUUCUCCUCCUCCUCUUCGCCACGUCAUCACCGGCGGAGGCUCAGCAACCGUACGUCAACAACCGCCAGCUCGACUGCGAAAACCGAGCCUUCGACAACAUAACCAACGGUAACACCUGUAACGGCCCAACCUCUUGCCGCUCCUACCUCACUUUCUGGUCUCAUCCACCGUACAACACAGCCAACUCCAUCGCCGGACUCCUCAACGUCUCCGCCGCCGAGAUCCAAUCCAUCAACAACCUCACCACCGUCACCGCCACAAUCACUCCUCGUCAACUUGUCAUCAUCCCGGCCAACUGCUCCUGCUCCGGCGCCGGAUUCUACCAGCACAACGCCACUUACAGAAUCUCAAGACACGAGACGUAUUUCUCCGUGGCCAACGAUACAUACCAAGCUCUGUCCACGUGUCAAGCCAUGAUAUCACAGAACUCUUACGGCGAGAAAAACCUUGUCCCUGGAUCUGACCUCCUCGUCCCUCUCCGAUGUGCUUGCCCCACCGUGAAUCAAACCGCCGCCGGAUUCAAUUAUCUCUUGACCUAUUUGGUCUCUCAGGGAGACAGUGUCUCCACCAUCGCCGAUAUGUUCAGGAGCACAACCGACGCCGUUUUAGACGGUAACGAGCUCAAGUCAAGCGACUUGAUCUACUUCUUCACUCCUCUUUCGGUUCCUCUCAGGACUGAACCUACCAGAAUCGUGACAUCUCCGUCGCCUCCUCCGCCGGUUGCUACGCCGCCUCAGUCGCCGCCGGUGGAGCCUCCGGGAUCCUCCUCUUCUCACAAAUGGGUUUUCGUCGGAAUCGGAAUCGGAGCCGGUUUGCUUCUCUUAAUCUCACUCUUUGCUCUCUUCUUCUUUUUCUACAAACGAAGAUCGAAACCGGAACAGAACAAGCUCACUGAUUCAUCGACCAAACACUCUGUUCUCACAACAACUCCUCCUCAAUGGUCAAUCGAUUUGUCCAAAUCCUCAGAUACAUUUGGUCUGAAAUCCGCAAUCGAGUCCCUGACGAUUUACAGAUUCCACGAUCUCCAAUCAGCUACUUCGAAUUUCAGCGAGGAGAACAAAAUCAAAGGCUCGGUGUAUCGCGCAACGAUCAACGGCGACGAUGCGGCGGUGAAAGUUAUCAAAGGAGACGUCUCUUCCUCUGAGAUCAGUCUCUUGAAGAAGCUUAAUCACUCCAAUAUCAUCCGCCUCUCCGGAUUCUGCAUCCGAGAAGGAACCUCGUACCUUGUCUACGAGUACUCGGAGAACGGAUCGAUUGGUGAUUGGCUUCACUCAUCGGACAAGAAGAGAACUUUGACAUGGAAACAGAGAGUUGAAAUCGCUAGGGACAUAGCAGAAGCUUUGGAUUACCUUCAUAACUACGUAACACCACCUCAUAUACACAAGAACUUGGAAUCCACCAACAUACUUCUCGAUUCUAAUUUCAGAGCCAAGAUUUCGAAUUUUGGGGUAGCGAGGAUUCUUGAUGAUGGUGAUCUUGAUCUUCAGUUAACUAGACACGUUGAAGGAACACAAGGCUACUUAGCUCCAGAGUAUGUCGAAAACGGAGUGAUCACUCCGAAGCUAGACGUGUUUGCCUUUGGAGUUGUGGUUCUUGAGCUUCUUUCAGGGAAAGAAGUAGUGACGAUACAGAAGGAGAAGGGAGAAGAAGAAGUGGAGAUGUUGUGUAAAGAGAUAAAGAACGUGCUUGGAGGAGAGAAUGUUAGAGAAAAGCUAAAAGCGUUCAUGGAUCCAUCUCUAGAGAAUGAGUAUCCGUUAGAGCUGGCUUACACCAUGGCUCAGCUUGCCAAGAGCUGUGUCGCACCUGAUCUUAACUCGCGUCCAUCUAUUGCUCAGGUCUUAACCAAGCUCUUGAUGAUCGUCUCGUCCUCCAUGGAUUGGGAACCUUCUCAUGACCUUCUUCAUGAUUCGGGCUCUCUUGGCGACUAGUUCUUCAUUUAUUUUUUUUCAAUAAUAAGUAAUUAGAUUUUAGAUUUUUUUUUGUACUAGACAAGAUAUGGGAUCAUAAAGCUAAAACAUUUAGGUAGCAGAUAAAAUAAUUGGUACCACUCUUUACAACAAAGUAAUAAGAUAUGAUAGAGAAGCUUUGUGUA